AUGACCAGCUUUGAGAGUCAUCAUCAUCAACAACGCGAUUGGGACAGUCUUGGGCUCAACGACAAGUCAAUAGACUUUGUGAACAACACUCUGGGGUUCUCCCAUCCUACUCCGGUUCAAUCCGUGGGUAUCCCAUUAUUCUUGCAACGGAAAGAUGUUGCCUGCGAGGCGGCUACUGGUAGCGGCAAGACGUUGGCGUUUGUCUUGCCUAUCAUGGAGAUGAUGGCUAAUCGGCUUGGGAAGGAUGAGGAUUGUUCCUCGGAGUUUAUCAUCCCGGAGUCUGCAAGUGUUGGAGCAGUUAUACUCUCCCCUACUAGGGAGUUGGCUACUCAAAUUCACGAUAUAAUUAUGCAGUAUAUCCAUGCGAACCCUAAUCCCCAAUUGAAGUGUUACUGCUUUGUCGGUGGUAGAGACAUCCAUGCAGACCGUGCUGUGAUAGAGGGAGCAAAGGGCUCGUCGUUAAUACUCGUUGGCACUCCGGGAAGAGUUCGCCACAUCCUUUGCGAGAAGGAAGUAGACAGUCCGUUGAGGAUCAAAACCGCUGAGGUUUUAGUUUUGGAUGAGGCAGAUCGUCUUCUGGCGCUGGGCUUUGAGAAAGAUAUGUCGGACAUCUUCGCCGUGUUGCCGAAGCAGCGCCGUACUUGUCUAUUCUCCGCUACACUGGCGGGUGCUGAGAUCAAGCAGCUCGUCAGGAAGGCUGGUCUGAGAAAUCCUGUCCAUGUAAAUGCCUUUACCAGGGAUCGAACCGGAGUAGCAUUUGUGAACCCAGUGGGGAAUCCUUCCACCACGUACGAUCUACCCAAAGGCUUGGAGAACUACUAUAAAGUGAUGCCGCAACGCGAAAAGCUCGCUUGGAUGAAACGGUUCGUUGAAUCUCGAACUAAGGGUAAUAGUUCGAAGAUAUUAGUAUUCUUCCUUACAUGCGCAUCGGUUGACUAUCAUUACGCUAUAUUAAACGAGGUAUGGACGAAGAAGGGUGGUAAUAGGAAGGUGGCAUGGGGUGGUAAGCAUGGGAUAAGCCUCCAUCGACUCCAUGGUCAUAUGACGCCAUCAGCUCGUCACAAGGCAUAUAAAGCAUUCAGCGAAGGCAUGAAGGAAAAUGGAUCUACUAACGUCAUGCUCGCGACAGAUCUAGUAGCUCGCGGAGUCGACAUUCCGCAGGUGGAUUGGAUCAUCCAAUUCGACCUUCCCCAGUCUCCAUCAUUCUUCAUCCAUCGUGUUGGACGGACGGCAAGGGCUGGAAGGGAGGGACAGGCAAUCGCAUGCAUGCUAGACAGCGAGGUGGAUGGGUACCUCUCCUUCCUCAAGUGUCGAGGAGUAUCUUUAGCGAAAUGGAAGGAUGAAGCCGACAAUGAGAGUUACGUUCAAGAGCACGCAGCUGAGAUGUUGGAACAUAUCCGUAAAACGUACAACGAGAAAUCGCGUGACUUCCUGGAUAAGGCAGUUGCAGCUUUUGUAUCGUUCGUUAGAGGAUACUCUGAGCACGAGCUUAGUUUCGUAUUCAAUAUAAAAGAGCUCGAUCUAGGCGAUGUUGCGACAUCAUUCAGCCUCUUAAGGCUCCCGCGAGUAAAAGAAAUCAUGGGCCGUCAGAUUGAAAACUUCGUUCAAUCCGAAGUACUUCCAGACUCCGUCGCUUACCCUGAUGCGACAAAGGAAGCAGCUCGACAGGAGCGAUUGAAGAAGAUGGAGAUUGAGCGAGAAGAGCGGAGGAAGAAACGAGAGAAGAUUAGUCAAAAAUCAAAUGUUGUCCGGAGUCGUACUGAGAAGAGGGAGUGCCGUCGGACCACGACUCAGCAUGAAUUGGAUUCCCUUCAACGUGAGGAGGCUUUGGUGAAGAAACUAAAGAAAGGUAAGAUAUCUAGGAAGCAGUUUGAGCAUGAGAUGAAGAUAAUGGAUGGUAUGGAUGAUGAUGGUGAAGAGGAUGAGGAGGGGGAGGAGGAGGAGAGUAGCACUAACGAAGAUGCUAAGGAGGUUGUCGGAGGAGGGGGAGGAGCUUUGGUCACUAAGAAACGGAUAAGGAAAGAUGUAAUGAUGAAUGCUUGA
Messenger RNA from Perkinsus marinus ATCC 50983, 2043 nucleotides. RefSeq names its product ATP-dependent RNA helicase dbp7, putative. NCBI's taxonomy places the organism in Eukaryota, Perkinsozoa, Perkinsida, Perkinsidae. Gene Ontology annotation, cellular component: nucleolus. The transcript has 18 exons. The coding region runs from base 1 to 2043 and encodes 680 amino acids. Gene Ontology annotation, molecular function: ATP binding; nucleic acid binding; RNA helicase activity. The record is from RefSeq and is a predicted model, not a curated record.